Molecule: messenger RNA, 1233 nt
Organism: Juglans microcarpa x Juglans regia
Lineage: Eukaryota; Viridiplantae; Streptophyta; Magnoliopsida; Fagales; Juglandaceae
Product: transcription initiation factor IIE subunit beta-like
Exons: 5
Coding region: 197-1051 (284 amino acids)
Biological process (GO): transcription initiation at RNA polymerase II promoter
Cellular component (GO): transcription factor TFIIE complex
Source: RefSeq, a predicted model, not a curated record
GGAUGAAAAAAGCGCGUGGACGCCCGCAUUUCAGAAGAAGCGUACUGAUUUGAGUCAUUUCCUCCUCAAACGACUCGGCAAUCCCACCUAUACAGAUAGCACCUCAGAAUAGAUCCCUAACCUUCACAAUUGCAAGAAAAUAAAAAAUAUCAGAAAUCUCAAGCGCAGCUUUGUUCAAAACUCUCUCAAGGUUUACAUGGCAUUGCAAGAACAAUUAGAUAAAUUCAAGAAGCAGCAAGAGAAAUGCCAGUCAACCCUCACAAGCAUUGCUGCAUCUAAUAAGGCCACAAACAAAAAAUCCACGUUUGUACCUGCAGCACCGUCAGCUAAUGCAAGAACCCCUGCUCCUGCUGUCAAAUUUUCUAAUGACACAGAGAGACUUCAACAUAUCAACAGCAUUCGGAAAGCCCCUGUAGGAGCUCAGAUUAAGCGUGUUAUAGAUCUACUGCUAGAGACUAGGCAAGCCUUCACACCUGAGCAAAUAAAUGAAACCUGCUAUGUUGACACGAAUGCCAACAAAGCUGUCUUUGACAGUUUGAGGAAUAACCCGAAAGUGAACUAUGAUGGGAAGCGUUUCUCUUACAAGUCCAAGCACGAUCUGAAGGACAAGACUCAACUUCUUCACUUAAUAAGGAAAUUUCUGGAGGGCAUAGCAGUCAUUGAUCUUAAAGAUGCAUAUCCAACGGUGAUGGAAGACUUGCAGGCUUUGAAAGCUGCGGGUCAGAUUUGGCUGCUAUCAAACUUCGAUUCACAGGAAGACAUUGCUUACCCAAAUGAUCCCAGGGUGCCCCUUAGGGUGGAUGAUGACCUCAAACAGCUGUUUCGAGGAAUUGAACUGCCUCGUGAUAUGAUAGAUAUCGAGAGGGAUCUACAGAAGAACGGGAUGAAACCUGCCACCAACACUGCUCAAAGGAGGGCCCGGUCAGAGGUUCAUGGCAUUUCCUCAAAGCAGAAGCCAAAGAAGAAGAAGCACGAGAUCACUAAGAGGACAAAGCUGACCAAUGCCCAUCUACCAGAGCUUUUCCGGAACCUAGAGAAUAGUAAUUCCUGAAGUUCGGAUGAGCGGUUGGCGAACCUUGAAAAGAAGAUCAACAGCGGGCUGCGAUAUAGCAAAUGCUCCUAUGUCAACUCGCAUGGGUUAUGUUUGUAGAUAUCAAGUGUUCUAGUACUGAUAAAUCCAAAUUGAUUCUCUUUCCAGAUCUGCAUACAACUGUCCACUGCUGUUGUACUCGA